CCGGUUCGGUAUUGGCGAGUUCCUUUUCGUUUUUAAUUACGAGAAAUUGCGUCACUUUUCAAUUUUCCUUGAAAUUCUUCUACCUGGUUCGUUAAUCUAAGGCCAAGUGUUCCUGCUUCGUUCUGUAAUAGUCUCUGUCAUCGCGAUCUUUCGAAAACCCUACUCCCUCUCUCCCUCUAUAUCAAGAAGCUGCUCGGAAGGAUCGAGCAGUUUCGAAUUGGAUUCAGCAUGAAUUUCAGUGAGCUCAAUUCGGUGCUGUGAUUCGCACAACCAUGUGGUUUUCCUUCUGGAGAUCCAGAGAUCGUUUUACCUUGGAUCAUCUCAGUGUUGUCCUGCUGCCUUAUGGUGCUCAGGUACUUAACUGAUCAACUGACAAAAGUUCAAAUAGUUAACGACGUUAAUAAGGAUUUUGUUAUCGAGGCACUGAGAUCUAUUGCAGAGUUGAUCACAUAUGGCGACCAACAUGACCCAAGUUUUUUUGAUUUCUUCAUGGAAAAGCAAGUUGUGGGAGAGUUUGUACGGAUACUUAAACUCAGCAAAAGUAUUAGUAUUCCACUUCAGUUACUACAAACAGUGAGUAUUAUGAUCCAGAACCUAAGAAGUGAACAUGCUAUAUAUUAUAUGUUUAGUAAUGAACAUAUGAAUUACCUAAUUACAUAUUCAUUUGAUUUUCGGAACGAAGAGCUACUGUCAUACUACAUAUCCUUUUUAAGAGCAAUAAGUGGAAAAUUGAACAAGAGUACAAUUUCUCUGCUUGUGAAGACUCACGAUGAGGAAGUAGUUUCAUUUCCAAUGUAUGUUGAGGCAAUUCGCUUUGCCUUUCACGAGGAGAACAUGGUUCGCACUGCUGUACGUACUGUGACCCUUAAUGUUUAUCAUGUUGGGGAUGAAUGUGUUAAUAGAUAUAUAACAAGUGCACCUCACACAGAAUACUUCUCAAACCUGGUUUCGUUUUUUAGGAAUCAGUGUAUGGAUUUAAAUAGACUGGUGUCUGAGGCACUCAAAAAUCAAAGCUCAGAUUCAACCUCUGCAAUAAUUGCUGCUGUAGAUGAAAUUGAGGAUAACCUGUAUUACUUUAGUGAUGUUAUCUCUGCUGGGAUUCCCGAUGUUGGGAGGUUAAUAACAGACAGCAUUUUGAUGCUUCUGGUUUUUCCAUUACUUCUUCCUUCCCUGAGAACACUGGACUCUAAUGACAUGCAAAGUGGUGUUGUCACUUCUCUCUACUUACUUUGUUGCAUCUUAAGGAUAGUCAAGAUCAAAGAUUUGGCAAAUACCAUAGUCGCUGCUCUUUUUUAUCCCUUUGAGACCUUUACAAAAUUUUCUGGGGGAAAAGUCAAUGGCUAUACAUCUGAUAGUGGUUUUACAUCCGUAAGCCAAGAACCAGAUGAUAAUAGUGCAAAGUGCAAAGCAGAAUACUUGACAGUGGAAGUGCCAAACUCUACUAGCUCUUCAGACUUAUACCCUGAAAGUGUUAUGUCAGAAAAUAAUCGUGGCAGUUCAAAUUUGACAUUGAGGGAGGUUUUGCUUGCAUAUGUUACCAAAGGGGAUGAUGUACAAGUUUUGGGUUCUCUGAGUGUGCUUUCUACUUUACUGCAAACUAAAGAACUUGAUGAAUCUAUGCUAGACAAGCUUGGAAUUCUUCCACAACGCAAACAGCACAAGAAGCAGUUAUUGCAAGCUUUGGUUGGUGAGGCUUCAGGUGAAGAGCAACUUUUUUCCUCUGAAAAUAGCUGGAUGAGGGAUAGCAUUGGCUGCGAGCUCAAUACCUAUCUUGAAAAGAUUAAGGAGCUUUAUGGGUUAUCUUUUCUCUGCUCUGAUCUUGUCACAAGCCCUCGCGUGCCUAGAUUUCAGGUGCUCGAUGCAUUAGUUAGCCUCUUUUGUCGUUCAAAUAUUUCUGCAGAGACAUUGUGGGAUGGUGGUUGGCUUUUACGCCAGUUACUUCCUUACAGUGAAGCAGAAUUCAAUAGUCAACACCUGGAAUUGCUGCAAGUAAGAACAUACGAGGUUUCAUACAAGAAUUCUGCUACUGCUCUUGUAAAGGAGGUUAGAGGCUUCUGGCCCGAUCUUCUUAUUACUGUUCUUUGCAAUGAAUGGAAAAAAUGCAAAAGAGCGAUGGAGUCAUCUUACCCUCCAAAAGAACCAAAAUGCGUACUUUUUCCUUCUCCAAUAUUAUCUUCAGAAGACGAUAUACCUGACAGCUCAUCAUUUACUGCUGGAGAAAGACUGCAUGAAUUGGCAAAGCGAAUUCUCGUGCUCAGACAUCUGGACUUGAUUUGUCAGGCCCUAAACCAGGAACUGAAGUCAACCUUGGUAAAUGUUCCUAACUGGAGUUUUCUGUUUUCUCUCUUAUCUGAUUUUACAUACAAAGGGGUUAUACUUCAACAUAAAAGAGAUAGAAUGGCAAAAGGCAGAAAGAAGAGAAGAACCUGUGGUUUUGGUGUUUUGGGAGGGGGGCGUGGUUGCAGAAUAAUUCUGUCCUGAUGUUAAUAUCAAUAUAGUGAUAAACACAUGAUGUGAUAACCAACUGCUCCUAAUUUCAGAUAGAUAUUUAUGAUGUGGGCUAUCAUUAAAGCACCUAGUACUGUUAGGUACCCAUUUUGAAUAUUCCAAAUCAUAAAAAUAUUUUAUAUUUUAAAAAUCCUAAUUUUCAUAUCAUGUGAUGCACGGGUAUGAUAUGUGUAUCCAAUGCGACGAUAUGAUUAUUGUGAAAGGAUAUCAUACAUGCAAGAUACAGAUUUAAAAAUGUAUAAAAGUUCAUAAAACAUUAUAAAUAUAUUAUUGCAAUUGUGAAAAGUCCAAAUUAAAAGCAUCUCUUAGAUAUUCUUGACCUUAAAAAUUAUAAAUCAUAGUCAUCAUAAAUUACUCUCUAUUAUUUCAUAUCGUAAUAACAUUACCAAACUAAUUAGUUUUUAAAGAGAAUUCAUAAAGAGAUCAACUCCCAUCUUUGGUUUAUGAAGAGACAAUAUUUCUAUUUUUAUAUUACACACACACAUGUAUGUUUCACGUAGUCAAUCUUUCAAAGACGUGGCUACCAUAGCUACCUCCAAAUCUUUUGAUCAAAUGAUUCCCAACCGAAAUGGGGUUCACUUGGCACCAAUAAUAGAACCAAAACAUUGCCGCACCCUCCAUGCUCAUGAAUGCAUAUUGCAACUUAUGGAAUAAAUUAAUUUC
This is a messenger RNA of Vigna umbellata (rice bean), 3171 nucleotides long. The record is from RefSeq and is a predicted model, not a curated record. NCBI's taxonomy places the organism in Eukaryota, Viridiplantae, Streptophyta, Magnoliopsida, Fabales, Fabaceae.